UGCAUAUCUUAGCGCGUGCCCUAACGCUCCUUAUUUCUCUUUUUUUUUUUUUUUUAAGGACAAAAAAUCAUUUUCCAAUGUUAAUUUUUUCGAUUCUCAAUUUAGCAAAUUUAAAGGGUUUCUUGAUUAACCCUUUAAAUUCCUCAAUUUUUUAGGCUUUAUCUGUUUAUAAUCUCUAUUUACUACCCAAUUUGAUUAAACAACCAAUUUUUACUAAUACCCUUUUGCUAUUUUGGAUUCUGGAAAUUGUUUUUAGUACUUUUUUGCUAAUUUAUUUGCUGUUAUUUAGUCAAUUUUACGUUUCAAAUGUUAAUUUUAUGAAUAAAAAACUAAUUUUUACUGAUAUCAUUUUGCUAUUUUAGUCAAUUUUAUGAUUCAAGAAUUGAUUUUGAUAAUGCCCUUUUGCUAUUUUUGAUUCUUGAAAUUGUUUUGGGACUUUUUGCUGUUUUAUUUGCUGUUAUUUAGUCAAUUUUACCAUUCAAGAAUUGAUUUUGAUAAUUCCCUUUUGCUAUUAUUGAUUCUUGAAAUUGUUUUUGGUAUUUGUUGAUGCUGUUUUAUUUGCUGUUAUUUAGCCAAUUUUAUCAUUCAAGAAUUAAUUUUGAUAAUGCCCUUUUGUUAUUAUUGAUUCUUGAAAUUGUUUUUGGUAUUUGUUGUUGUUUUCUUUGUUGUUAUUUAGUCAAUCUUAGCUUUUCAAAGGCUACCGUUAAGUGUACUUUUUGUGUAUAUAAUUGUUAGGGUAGUGUAGUUUUGUAGUCAUUUUCGUGAAAUGGAACCGAAUUCACCGGUGAGAUUUAAACUGGGUAAGCAAUCGUCGUUAGCACCAGAGAGGGAAGUGUUAGGAGCCGAAAGGGAGGGCGGUGAAGAUGGUGUUGAUAUUGAUCCAAGAGUGAGGUUGAUGUAUUCGGCGAAUGAAGGCGAUAUAGAAGGGAUAAAGGAGAUUUUAGAAUGUGGGACGGAUGUUAAUUUUAGAGACAUUGAUAAGAGGACUGCACUUCAUGUUGCUGCUUGUCAUGGUUCAAGUGAUGUUGUGCAGCUGUUGCUUGAUAAUGGAGCUGAAGUUGAUCCGAAAGAUCGGUGGGGAAGCACGCCCCUGGCAGAUGCAAUACAUUAUAAAAAUCAUUCAGUGAUCAAGCUAUUGGAGAAACAUGGUGCCAAGCCUCCAAUGGCUCCCAUGCAUGUUAAUACCUGCCGUGAAGUUCCAGAAUAUGAGAUUGAUCCUAAAGAACUUGAUUUCACUAAUAGCAUUGAGUUGAGCAAGGGAACCUUCCAUAUUGCCUCGUGGCGUGGAAUACAAGUUGCUGUAAAAAAGUUUGGGGAGGAUGUGAUUGCUGAUGAGGAGAAAGUGAGCGCAUUUAGAGAUGAGCUUGCAUUGCUCCAGAAGAUACGACAUCCUAAUGUGGUCCAAUUUCUUGGUGCGGUAACACAAAGUAGUCCUAUGAUGAUAGUGACGGAAUACUUACCAAAGGGUGAUCUCCGUGAAUAUUUGAAUAGAAAACGAGUACUUAGACCAACUAAAGCUCUCAGAUUUGCAAUGGACAUCGCGAGGGGAAUGAACUAUCUGCAUGAACAUAAAGAAGCAAUUAUUCAUCGUGAUCUUGAGCCUUCAAAUAUUCUGCGGGAUGAUACUGGACAUCUGAAAGUUGCUGACUUUGGAGUAAGCAAGCUACUGAAAGUUACAAAAAGGGUCAAAGAAGAUAAGCCUCUGACAUACGAAGAUAGUUAUCGAAGAUAUGUCGCUCCAGAAGUUUUCAGGAAUGAGGAAUAUGAUACCAAAGUUGAUGUCUUUUCAUUUGCGUUGAUUUUACAAGAGAUGAUUGAAGGCUACCCCCCUUUCCAUGCGAAGGAAGAAAACGAUGUACCUAAAUUAUAUGUUGCUAAAGAGCGCCCUCCUUUUAAAGCCCCGGUGAAGUUUUAUGCCCAUGGACUGAAAGAGUUGAUUGAAGAGUGUUGGAACGAAAUGCCAGCCAAGCGUCCAAGUUUCAAGCAAAUUAUCCCAAGGCUCGAGUCCAUCUAUAAAAAUUUUGACAAGAACAAACAUUGGAAGGUAAUUAGACCAUUGAAAUGCUUUCAGCAUUUAGAGGCAAUGUGGAAGAAAGAUAGUUCAUAUUUAAGUAGCCGGAAUCGUUCGUCUCGAUCUACGAGCCAUAUCUAGAAGUUCAGAUUUAAGUAGCCAGAAUCGUUCGUUUAGAUCUACACAUGUAGUACAUUUCUGGAAAUAAGGCAAAAUUUCAUUUGCUCAAUCAACUGUGCAUAUAAAGUUUCUUUGCAUUAUCUGCAAAAAAAAUUCUGUUGGUUUUAGUAUUUAGGUUGAUGGAUUGUUUUCUAGUUUCAAAAGCUUCUAUUCUUUGUCAUUGGAAUGAACAUCUUUCCCUAUGUUAUACAUUGUUUUUUGUA
Messenger RNA from Capsicum annuum, 2394 nucleotides. RefSeq names its product integrin-linked protein kinase 1. Lineage: Eukaryota; Viridiplantae; Streptophyta; Magnoliopsida; Solanales; Solanaceae. The coding region runs from base 767 to 2152 and encodes 461 amino acids. The record is from RefSeq and is a predicted model, not a curated record. Gene Ontology annotation, molecular function: ATP binding; protein binding; protein kinase activity. Gene Ontology annotation, biological process: protein phosphorylation. The transcript has 12 exons.